GUGCGCGUGUGGCAGAGGAUGUCACACCAACCAAAAUUGCGAACGCACGCUCACGGCAGAGUCUUUGAUCGGUUAUUGGAGGAAAAUCCGCCGUGUAGGCUAGAGUCGGGGCGGGGCGUAAUUACACCGAGUCCCAUCCAUUUAGGGUCAAGUACAACAUUAUUACAGUUGUAACCAGCGUGGGUUCAAAGUUUGUUUUGUAUCCGGAAACCCAUCACGACAGAUCGCACACAUCACGCGAACGAACUGCUUUUAGACUCGAUCCUGUUUUUGUUUUUCUUGUGUUAAUCCCCAAGCUCGCGCUAAAUCUGCGCGGGAUGGAUCGCGAGGCAGUCCUAACGGCCAGUAUAAUUCGUUAGCAUCGCAUCGACUAGCUCCACAGUCUCGUCCCCGUGUACGGGGCUACGGUGCGGUCGGACGUGGAUCGAGGCGACCCCUCUGCGGGCUGCUUUGCCGAGGCGGUGGGCGUGUUUUUCUCCUUGUCUCGGCGUGCUAGCAUGUGAGCUGGCGCCAAGUUCUAGGCGUGAAAAAAGAAACAAGAUUUACAAGUUACGGACAGGAGUAAACCAGCAAAAGUCACGUUACGCUUGAUCGGAAAAGUUGCACGCAGUAGCGAUGGAGUCGGCCGUUAGUACAUCCACUCAAGUGCCAGAUGAGUUUGACCGGAACGUUCCGCGGAUCUGUGGUGUGUGUGGAGACAAAGCUACCGGCUUUCACUUUAAUGCGAUGACUUGCGAGGGCUGCAAAGGCUUCUUCAGGCGCAGCAUGAAGCGUAAGGCCAGCUUUACCUGUCCAUUUAAUGGAAGCUGCACCAUUACUAAAGAUAACCGGCGACAUUGCCAAGCCUGCAGACUCAAGCGUUGCCUGGAUAUUGGCAUGAUGAAAGAGUUUAUUUUAACGGAUGAGGAGGUUCAGAGGAAAAAGGAUCUGAUUCAGAGAAGGAAGGAUGAGGAGGCGAUGAAGGAGGCGCAGAAGCCCCGACUCACGGAAGAGCAGCGCAACAUCAUCAGCAUGCUGGUGGAGGCACACCACAAAACUUACGACGAUUCCUACUCCGACUUCUCACGCUUCAGACCUCCGGUUAGAGAGGGUCCAGUUACACGUAGUGCCAGCCGAGCAGCGUCUCUCCACUCUCUGUCGGAUGCCUCCUCUGACUCCUAUAGCCACUCUCCAGAAUCAGGAGAUCGCAAGAUGAAUCUGAGUAACCUGCUGAUGAUGUAUCAGGAGCAGGGUUUGGGCUCCAGUCCUGAGUCAAAGGAAGAUGAGGGCACCAAUCUGUCCAUGCUUCCUCACCUGGCUGAUUUGGUUUCCUACAGCAUUCAGAAAGUCAUUGGCUUUGCCAAGAUGAUUCCUGGGUUCAGGGAGCUAACAGCUGAAGAUCAGAUUGCUCUGCUGAAGUCUAGUGCUAUAGAAGUGAUCAUGCUUAGGUCCAACCAGUCCUUUAGUCUGGAGGACAUGAGCUGGAGCUGUGGAGGACCAGACUUUAAAUACUGCGUAAACGAUGUGACGAAAGCUGGUCAUACUCUGGAGCUGCUGGAGCCUCUGGUGAAGUUUCAGGUGGGAUUGAAAAAGCUCAACCUACACGAAGAGGAACAUGUGCUGCUGAUGGCUAUCUGCUUGCUGUCACCAGACCGGCCCGGGGUGCAGGACCACGAGCGAGUGGAGGUGCUGCAAGACCGAGUGUCUGAAGUUCUGCAGGCGUACAUCCGCGCGAAUCACCCAGGGGGCCAUCUGCUCUACGCUAAGAUGAUUCAAAAGCUGGCGGACCUCCGCAGCCUGAACGAAGAGCAUUCGAAACAGUACCGCUCCCUCUCCUUCCAGCCCGAACACAGCAUGCAGCUGACACCGCUCGUGCUGGAGGUCUUCGGUGGACAGGUCACCUAACAACCGCAUCCGAGUCGGGUCAAGAUGCGUGGGUCAGGUGCCAUGACCCAUGUGGGCGUAGUGAGAGUUGAGUGAAUGUACGGACAAUCACUUUAAAACAUACAUCCACAGUUUUCAGGACGACGUUUGUGAGUGCUCAAGGGUGCGUGUGUGAGCGUUUUCCUCAUUUUUAGGCCCUGAUGGAAUGCGCAGGCUUAUUUCUCACUUUUUGGUAUUGGGGGUAAAUCUCUGCCAUGGCUUUAAACAUGAUAAAAUGUGUUAAAUAGAGUUUGAGAGCGAUUAGUCCUCUGAAAGCAUCGUCAGAUUAGCCAAAUUAUUUUACACAUGCGGAGAAAGUGCGUAACUGUAAAUACCGGACGCUUAAUGGGCCUGCAUAUAAUUUACAGAAUGGCUAGGGAGCUACACAUAUUAUUUCUGUUUUGUUUUGUUUUUACGAAAGGAAAUUUUCACACAGAUGUGGUCAUGGUAUUUUACUGUGGCGUCCGAGUACAGUAUACCUUACUGUAUCGUCAAUAGCCAACAGUAUUACACUGCAUGUGUAUCCCUUUACAGGAUGAAUGUGUGUAUAUGCGUGUUUGGUCCCGCAUGCCUCCCCAAUAGCGCUGUCCACCUCCUUUCUUCACCUUCUGCCUUUAAACGCAGUGUUGAAAGUACUAAUGCAGGCACACAACACUAACCCGCUCUUUGCAUAGCCACUUAACCAGUUAAACGGCAGCUCCGCCCCCUCUCCGCUCCAUCCCAGGUUGUUGCUGAUGCAAUGGUCUUUACUGUUAUUUGCCUGUGCUUUGAUUGGGCAUUUACCCUUACGCCUGUACAAAAAGUGGCCAGUGCUGCAUUAGCAUUUAUCACACAGCUAUCCUGUAAAUAUUAAUAUCUAUAUUCAUACUUUCUCGAAUAAGUGUAAAUACAGUUUGAUAAAAGCUUACUUGGUGGAUAUAGCGGAGGGUGACCCUGCAGCCCUAGCUACCCAUGUAACAUAAUAAUACAUAUGUAAGCGUAAGAUACUACAAUUUAGCUACGUGUUAAAUCAAACCCGUAUAGGAAUUGGAAUCGUUAAUUAUGUUUUAAAAGAGUUUUACCUCCAUACUUAUAUCCUAUAGUGCUAUAGGUGUAUUUCUCCAUGGGUCAUGUUGUUGUUUUUUUGUCCUCUUGCAUUCCAUUAUUCCUUGAGCUCACAGGUUUGACCCAGUUAAGACUAAAUGCUAUAUCAUUUAUAUAAAUUACAAGUUUUUUAUUUACUUUUUUCACAUCUGCAAACAGCAUGAUAAAUGUAUAAUCGGUCAAAGACAAAAAUAACCAAGGCACGUUUCAGUCGAAAUCAUAAGGAAGUCCUGAAAUGCAAUCUGAAAAAAAAUGCCAUUUUGGGGUAAUAUAUGAUCCAAACCUGUUUUUUGUUUAAAUGGCUCUGUAUAAAAUAUCCAAGUCCGAUCAAGUGACUAGAAACCAAGAUGCUCUUUCUAUCGCUUAAGGUGUCUUUAAAUAGCAGCCAGUCAGAUAAUAUGAUUUCUUGUCAUUUAUCAUCUGUAUCUCCAUGGUACCUGGGUUUUAUCCUUAUUUGUUGGCACAGGCUUGUACUUGAAUGUAUCAUCUCUGAGUACUGCAUAACACAACAUUAUUAAGGGUCACCUAACGCCAUGACGGCUAUAGUAUAGACUUUAAUGCAUGUCUUUGGACACAGUAUUUUCACAAUAUCCACUGCCUGUUUUAUGUCAGCCAAACCAAACACAACUGCCUUAGCUUGGCCUCACCGUUAAUUGUAAUUUAUCUUUAACUUAUGCAUUUUAAGUUUUUUGGUCUUGUUUGGGUGUUUCUAGGGAUCGAUGUCUUUUGCUUCACUGUGUAUAAUAGAUGUGGAGGAGGGCUAAUAUGUCUGAUUUGUACACUUUUAAUCUACUUCUCUGUCAGGGCUCAGGGUCAUUAGGAAAACUUUUCUGUGGUAUGGGAGUUAAUCUUAGAAAAUGAAGAUUGUCGUUAGUUUCGAGAUUCGUGUUGGAACCGGGUCGGGUGAUUUAUCGAUCACGUAGGCUGAAUUUAACUACCUGGAAACUGCUCUCGCUCAGUAGGGCCAGAUCAGUGCGUGUGUCUGUGGUUGCGAGCGUUUAAAAAGCAAACGGAGAGACGUAUAGCAUAUAUCUACCGUAUCUAUGACCGGGCAUCGUAUAUAUUUGGCCCGGGCUGAGAUGGAGUGUUUGCGUGUGUUUGUGUGCGAGUGAAGGAGAAAGAGCGAAGUACGCGAGUAGGUUAGUUAUCAUUUCCUCAGUACACACUUGUUAUUACUAAUAAUAAAUAACUUAGUCAUGGCACUUAAGAUUUAAUGAUAUGGAAGGUUUGAUAUAUAUAUAUAUAUAUAUAUAUAUAUAUAUAUAUAUAUAUAUAUAUAUAUAUAUAUAUAUAUAUAUAUAUAUAUAUAUAUAUAUAUAUAUCUAUGAGUAUUACUUCUUUGAAAAAUGAAAAAAAUUAAAAUAUUUUCUUGUAGACUAGUUUUGAUAUUCUGGUAUUAGUGUACAGGUGGCGCACAGGGCAGAUGUUAUGUAUGUUUGUUUGGAUAGGGAUGCAAUAUGUAGGAAAGUAUGCUAACUUUCUGCCCGGUGUAGGUAAUUAUAUAUAGAUAUAUAUAUAUAUAUAUAAUUACUUUAACUUUUUUUGCUCUUUCUGACUGUCUAUUUUGUCUUCAUGCCUUUUCUCUAUACUAAGCUGCUCAGUUCUUUGUGGAAUGAGGGGCGUUGAUUCGAUUUUAAACUGGAGAAUGAUGAAAUCUUCCAGACUUUAUCUAGUAAUUAUACAGACUUACUUGUUUUGUUCUGAUUUAGUGCUAAAAUAUUUAGAUGAUAUCCCUGCAACUCUCAGCAUAAACACAGAUCAGACAAAGCAAGACAACAUGUAAACCGUUGCAAGAAAUGCAUUAUGCAUGAUAAUUAUGGUGAGACAUGAGAAAGACGGUGAUGAAAAUGAUAUUGGUCUCUUUGGGAGUCCAAAAUGUAACCAUAACAAACUACCUCUCUGGGGAACGGACACAUUUGAUUUGUAUUUUUUUAUGAUUCAUGUUUGUAUUUAUUGCUGUGCAGUGGCUCACACGGACAACACAGUACCUCAUGUAAUGAAUCUCACUUAACAACGAAGACGCCUUAACAGCUUUUGUUUCUUUUAAAACUGUUAUUUUCUCCGUGUACGGUCUUUGUAUCCGUAGCUUUCUUCAGCACGAACAUUUCCGUACACAGACCUGCAGACAAACAAACUCACACACAUACAAGAAAGCUGAACUGUUUAAGGCGUGGUCACUUCCAUGAUUGACAGUGUUCAGUUGCUGCUGGGAUUGGUUGGCCCCUCCUCAGGCCCCUCCCCAUUCAUUCUGACUGCUCGGUUGGAUUUUGCUGCUCCGCAAAAAUAUUUACACAAAUGAACGUAACCAUGACAGAGCGUGACCUCGCUCUCUUUCUCUUUUUAACGGUGUUUGUUUGUCAUCUCUCGUGCUCUGCAAAACACACUAGCUCAAACUUUACCUCAUACAAAAAAAAUAAUUCCUCUGCCGUCGAUACCUCAAGCCAGGUCAAUCCUAAAAUUUAGACGAUGGAUGACAGACGCACCCGUAAGAAAGCGAAAGAGUACGAGACGUGCUCUUUACCUCAUCUCUUCUGUCUUGGCACCAAAAGACGGGAGAUCAAUAGAAAGUUGGUGGUACUAAAUAGCUCUUAAAGGAAUAGUUCACCCUAAAAUGAACAUUUUGUCAUUUUUGCAGAUUUUUUUUAAAAAAGUGUUUAGCUUUUUUGGUUUACAGUGCUACUUCUCGAGCUUUAAAAGCAUGCUCCACAUGAUUUAUAUACGCCAUAUAUUUUAAGUUAUCAGAAGUAGGGAUGUCACUAUAUCAGACUUGCACUACACAACAUCACAAUAACAAUAUUUUCUUUGUCGGUUUAAUAAUAAUAAAUAUAUAAUGCUAUCAGUCAACUUACUGUUUAGUAUUGAUGUUUAUGUUUCUUGGCCAAUGAAUUAUACUCAAAAGAAAAGAGUAGGGAGGCAGAGAAAGAGUUUGUAAACAUUGUGUUGUAUAUCACAAUAUCGGUAAUCAUCUUUUUUUUACAUCACACCACGGUUAUAGUCAAUACCAUGUAUAUUUAUACAGCCUUAGCCUGAAGGCAUUAUAAGGCUUUGGCCAAAAAGUAUCUGUAAAUCUAUAUUUCAUAUAUAUUGAAGUGUCGGUCAUCAUCAUCCACUUCUAUUGUGAACAGAAAAUGCAAAGGCCAAUAUAUAUAUAGGGGGUUGAAUGACAUGAGCAUGACUAUAUAUUGACUAAAUGUUUAUUUUUUUGAGUGAACUGUCUCUUUAAGUGCUUAGUACCGGAACGAAAACUGCAAUACAACUGCUAGCUGUUUACGGGCUUACGUUAGUUUGCCUGCUCACCAGGACAAAACCUCUUGAAUAAUACCAUUCAUACAACUCAAUGGUUGAAAUUGCCUCUGUUUUUCUUUAGAUUUUCUUUUUUCAUUAUAAAGUAUUGCAAAUUCAUGUUCAUGAUUUCAUGUAAUAUUGGUCAAAUGUUUUACAAAUCAAUAAAAGAAUAUAAUAAUAAA
Messenger RNA from Paramisgurnus dabryanus, 6452 nucleotides. RefSeq names its product vitamin D receptor b (gene vdrb). Gene Ontology annotation, cellular component: nucleus. Gene Ontology annotation, biological process: cell differentiation; negative regulation of transcription by RNA polymerase II; positive regulation of transcription by RNA polymerase II. The record is from RefSeq and is a predicted model, not a curated record. Gene Ontology annotation, molecular function: nuclear receptor activity; vitamin D response element binding; zinc ion binding. Lineage: Eukaryota; Metazoa; Chordata; Actinopteri; Cypriniformes; Cobitidae.